AUGAGCACCCCCAAACACAUCCCCAGUGUUGCCACGAACUCUAGUGCUACCACGAGCAGUGCGCGCAUCAAUAGGCGGCAGACAUCGCCUUUCGUUCAUGUCGCCGUACUCACCUCUAUCGUUGUGCUACCAUACUUGGUGGUCCGGAGACAGCUCGUCUCGAUGCGGAGGACAGUGGCACAGAUGGGGGCAGCGAACGCUGUGAUGCGGCGAGAUCUGAAGAGCCUGAUGACCGAGAGCGCCGUGCGGAAGCUUGAGCACCAGAAGGUGUUGGGUUUACUUCGGGAGACGAAGGAAAGCAUGGACGUGCUGAAGAGGCUUGCUGAACGGAGAGACACAGCGCGGCGGGCAGUGGAGGAGAGGCUUGCGCACGAGGUGCAGGAUACGAGACUCAAGCUGGAUACUUUGGAAGCCGACGUUCUGGAACGGGACCUUGCGCGUCAGCAUGCAGAGAAGAAGUACCACAGCGAGCUCAAGGCGCUACUUCACGAGAGUCAGUGGUCGAAAGCUCACCUCUCGACUUUAAAAGACCUGGGAACGUCCUUGGCUGAUAUUGCAGCGUUCAUGCAUGAGGUGGAGAUAAAGGAGGGUUACUCUUCAUCGAAGGACGACGCUCACGGCAUUGAGAGAAUCAGACGACUGGCAUUGAGGUUCAUGCGUUCGGAGAAGUCGUCUGGAGCAUCGAAAAGAUCGAAGGCCGACGCUGCAUCAGGUCCGGACUCGGACAAACAAGAUCCUUGA
Sparassis crispa is the source of this 741-nucleotide messenger RNA. RefSeq lists its product as hypothetical. Lineage: Eukaryota; Fungi; Basidiomycota; Agaricomycetes; Polyporales; Sparassidaceae. The transcript is spliced from 3 exons. Bases 1 to 741 code for a protein of 246 amino acids. The record is from RefSeq and is a predicted model, not a curated record.